ACUUCAAAUUAGCAAUCGAGAUACACUUUUCCCUCUGUAUAUUCCAUAAUAUAUUAUUGCCUAAUUGACACCAAAACGAGAUUUGAAACAAGAAUUAGUUGAGGAGAAAAGUAAAAAGAAGACGGAAAUGUUUCAAUGUAUAUCGUCAUAGUUACUAUGAGAACAAUACUAUUUUUUGGAAUCUUUUUUAUUUUUAUUUUUCAAUGUGCUAAAUGUAUAGAAUUAAAAAUUUUCGAAGAUCUCUUAGAAGUUCGUAGUCAAUCAGGUCUCUUCUUCCCAUUAUGCUCUAAAUCAUUUCAUCAAAAAUACGGAGAACAAGCGUGUGCAUCAAUUUCCUCUACAUUUUUAUCUUAUUCCACAGUUUCACUUCAACAGUAUACAUAUUCAGUUGGUUGUACCACAUCCGUUUGCUUCACUUUUUUGUCAUCUUUUUGCAAAACUGGCGUCAAAGUGUUUUGUUCACCUAGUUUAUGUGCUUCUGGAACUCUUCAAAUUGGAAGCAAAUGUCUUUCAAUUUCAACUGUCCCUGUUCAAGGAUACUCUGAAGCAAAUUAUUAUUGUAAUCCAGCUACAUUGAUAUCUUCUUUAAAACCAACAGAGAUUGAAUCAAUUCGAGACACAAUUUUGCCAACGUUUGCUGAUACACGACUAUUUUUGACUUCCGGACUCCGACAGGGAGCAACAUGGAAAUGGGGGAAUGGAGAUACAGUAGAACAAGAAGUAACGGGAACUGGACGUUGUUUAGCUUUACAAGCAGGCAAUCUCGUGGCAAUUGACUGUGAUUCUGAAGCAUACGUUUUUUGUGAAUCUGGAAGAGAAUGUAUUGCGAGGGACAAAGAAUAUUCUGGAACUGCAAACAGAACAUCUGAUGGGAAAAUGUGUCUUAUGUGGAAUGACCCAACAGUAUUAUUUCGAAGAGAAAGGGAUUUAGAGAUUUUGAAUCACAAUUUUUGUAGAUUUGUGAAUGACGCUGAUGGAAAAAAAUCAGCGACGCCAGUUUGUUAUACGAAACCAAAUGAAUUAUCCCAAUGUUACAUUCCACCAUGUCCAGAAAGUUUUAAUGAUGUCGUCCCAAUUGAAUCUGGUGACAGUUGCCCAAUUGGUUCAAUAUCAUGUGAUAACGGAUCGAAAUGUAUUUCUGAAAAAUUCCAAUGUGAUUAUGAAGUUGAUUGUAACGAUGGAAGUGAUGAGCAUAAUUGUGAAGAUUAUCUUCAAUAUUAUGAAUUGAUUGGUGCAUAUCGGUUAGCUGAUAACAUUAUUGAAGUUUGGACUUUUAUUCCACACGUACAAGGGUGUGCUCGAAAAUGCCGAGAAAGUCUUCUAAUGUGUGAGGCUUUUUCAUAUGAACCAAAAAGUCAAACAUGUCUUCUAACCGACACCUCACAAACAUUUUCCAGUCUAGCACGGAAAAUUACUUCUCUGUAUUACCGAAGACGAUUUUCUACAAAAGACGUUGAAUUCCAAGUUGAGAACAAAGUAUUAUAUGCGACAAAAUCGGCCAAAAAAGGACAUGUAUGUGAUGAUAACUACAGUCGAGAAAAGCUAUCAUCAAUUUGUAGAGUGCUCGGAUUUGGGGACCCGAUUUAUACUGUGGAAUCACAUCAAUCCGAAUCGUCUUUGGGACCACUGCAACCGACGACUUUACACCCGACGAAUCCUUCUUUCGAUUCCCCUUCUUCGGUUUCGCAGAUGAGGAGGACCAGCCCUUCCGCCACAUUGGCUCCUCGUCUGCCGGCCUGGAACUUAUCAUGUUUGAGGGAACCAAAUUGUACAUCUACUGUCAUUUCAACAUGUGAACCAAUCAGGUGCUCACAUUGUCAGCAAGCAGCUUGUGGUGAUGGAUCUUGCAUUCGAUUUGAUCAACUUUGCAAUGGACAAAUAGAUUGCCAAUCAGGAGAAGACGAAGAUUACUGUAGAGCAAACUCAUUUCGGUUGACCAAUGGAUCUGAUACAAGUGGAUACCUCGAGGUUCUGUUUCGAUCAAGAUGGGAACCAAUUUGUGCGGAUCAUCUUAACGGAAAAAUUUCAAAUUCUAUAUGUGACGCUAUGAGACUAGGAGAGCAUGGUUUCAUACUGUCCACCAAUGCCACGAUUUCUUCUGGAUAUAAUGUUAACUGUGAUGUUGACUGUUCUAUCCGUCGAUCAUCUUCAUGUACAAGGCAUGCUAGAAUAUCUUGUAUCUCACAGAAUGGAAUGUCUUCAGCUUCUCAAUGUGGACUUCGUUACGUUGAAGUUAAUGCUCGUGAUGCUGCAAAAUCUCGAAUUGCCAGAGUUGUCGGAGGCUUUGAAACAGUUCCUGGUGCAUUUCCCUGGACAGCUGCUUUGCGGAAUAAAGCUACCAAAGCUCAUCAUUGUGGAGCAUCGAUUCUAGACAAGACACAUUUGAUCACAGCAGCCCAUUGUUUCGAAGAAGACGAAAGAGUAUCCUCGUAUGAAGUUGUAGUUGGUGACUGGGAUAACAAUCAGACAGAUGGAAAUGAACAGAUUUUUUAUUUGCAGAGAAUUCACUUUUAUCCAUUAUAUAAAGACAUCUUCUCACAUGAUAUUGCAAUUCUUGAAAUACCGUAUCCUGGAAUUGAAUUCAAUGAAUAUGCUCAGCCUAUAUGUCUUCCAUCAAAAGAUUUUGUGUACACGCCUGGAAGACAAUGUGUUGUAUCUGGAUGGGGAAGUAUGGGAUUGCGUUACGCGGAACGACUUCAAGCAGCUCUCAUUCCAAUUAUAAAUCGAUUCGAUUGUGUGAAUUCAUCCCAAAUUUACUCAUCAAUGUCAAGAUCAGCAUUCUGUGCUGGAUACCUGGAAGGUGGUAUAGAUUCUUGCCAAGGUGAUUCCGGUGGUCCAUUUGCGUGUCGACGUGAAGAUGGAGCAUUUGUAUUGGCUGGAGUUAUCAGUUGGGGUGAUGGUUGUGCACAAAAGAAACAACCGGGUAUUUAUACAAUGGUAGCACCAUAUCUUUCAUGGAUCAGUGCAAUUAUUAAUGGCCAACCUGUUUGAAUUCAAACAAAAAAAUGUGUAGCUCGGAAAAUACAUGAAAGAUCUCUCUGAAUAAUAAAUAUUUGAAAAUUACAA
Caenorhabditis elegans is the source of this 3066-nucleotide messenger RNA. RefSeq names its product Serine protease svh-1 (gene svh-1). The record is from RefSeq and is marked reviewed. Gene Ontology annotation, biological process: proteolysis. NCBI's taxonomy places the organism in Eukaryota, Metazoa, Nematoda, Chromadorea, Rhabditida, Rhabditidae. The transcript is spliced from 16 exons. Gene Ontology annotation, cellular component: extracellular region; membrane. Bases 136 to 2991 code for a protein of 951 amino acids. Gene Ontology annotation, molecular function: serine-type endopeptidase activity.